UGAGGGCGAUGAAGAAGAUGCCAAAAUUCUUGAUUAGCCGAAGAUUGGAGAAUAGAGCAAAUGGUUAAUCCUUCUAAUUUUGAGAGUUUAGGGCCAAAGUCUCAUCAUGAAAGGAGGGACUCCCUAACCAUUGGUCAUGCCUUCCAUGGAAAAGCAGGAUUUUUUCUGUUGCUCUGAAGCAAUCAUUUUGGAGUGAUGACCUACUAGGCCUUGAGCCUCAAGCAAAAGAUAUGGGAAGAGUAGCUGCUUUUUAUCAAGCAGCACUCGACCUCUUUUCAUGUGAAUAAAGUUAUGGGGAAAACAGAUUUUUUUUGGUCACAAAAAUCUUCUGGUAUACAAUAGCCCAAGAAAAGUUCUCCAAAUAACAACUUUCCUUGUCAGUUGGUUGCCAUAGCAACCCCUCUAGUUUUUACAAGCAGUGACAUUCCAAAAGGGGGCAGAAGCAGCAGCUGCAGAUCAGAUGGAGAUUAUCCAAUCACAGCUUCACAAUUCCAGAUCCACACAGGGAGAGGAAAGAUAGGCUGGAUGGUCUUGAUGACCUGUUAUAACAAGAAGCUGAGGCAGACAAGGCCUGAACAGCUGAAUAACUUCAUAGUGGUACCAGCGCAUUCCAGAGUGAAUGGGUGGUCUUUACCUCUCCACUCAUUCCAGCUGAUCACACUCUUGCUUUAUUCAUACUUGGCCAUAGUAGGCUUUGGCAUCUACAUACCUCUUCUCCCAACUGAAUGGAAGAAUGUUGCGUAUGCUGUGAUUGGUAUAAUUUUUGUGCAUCAUUUAAUCACUCAUCUUGUUGCAGUCACUAUUGAUCCUGCAGACCAAAACAUACUGGCAGAGAAGAAUUAUGCUAAGCCAAUGCCCAUUUUUGACCGAAGCAAAUGCAAGCAUGUCAUUCAGAACCAGCAUUGCUAUCUUUGUGAAGCUGAUGUGGGGCCAAAAACCAAACACUGUAGUACCUGCAAUAAGUGUAUUGAGAACUUCGACCACCAUUGCAACUGGCUUAAUAACUGUGUUGGAAGCAGAAACUACUGGUUUUUCUUCAACGCAAUUGUUUCUGCUGUUGCUGGGAGCUUCCUCAUGAUAGUGGUGAUCCUCUAUGUCUUCGUCCAGUUUUUUGUCGAUCCAGCACAACUCCGGACCUCGCCUCAGUUUGAAAAUUUUAGCAGAAAUGACACUUGGCUGGCAUUUCUUCCUGUUGCUCCAGUAGAGAUGACAGCAACUGGAAUCCUGGCCAUAGCAACAUUUUCAGUGCUUUUGGGAGGUGCUUCUUUCCUCAUGCUUGGACAUUUAUUGUUGUUUCAUCUCUAUCUCUUGGGUAAGAACAUGAACACAUAUGAAUACGUGACUCAGUAUCGACCUAAGCAGAGCACUAAGUCUGGAGAAAUGAGUGAGGAGACAGCAUCAGCCGCAACAUUCAGAAUGGAACCUUUGCCGGAUUUAUCUCAAGUAAGAAAACCAGAUGAUGUCACAUCUUCUUCCAUAUCAGGAACACUUCCGUCUAAUGGCAUUUAUCAGGAAAGAGAUAAUGAGCAGCCAUCUUUCUCACAGAGGAUCCUAACUGUGUAGCACUUCAAGAACUAUGCAAGACAUGGUACUGGCUUUAAUUAGCAAAAAAUCACUGUUGGAUGGAUCUCAUCAAGUAGUACCAAAGGAAACAUGGAAACCAAUUUGCUGCCAUGCAGCUUUGCAAGAGGGAAGUUUUCUCCUCUUCAUCCUUUGAGACAGUGCUACUUAUAUGGAUGUCUGUCUACAGUCAAAGCACAUAUGAAAGUAAGUCCACAUCUAAAGUACAUGUUUAACACUACACUCUGGCAGCACUGAUGGAAUGUGGAGAAUGACCUUCCUUAUAAGGUGUCCUUUUGACCACCUGGAAAUGUACACCAGUCAAUUAACAGGUUAUAAGCUGCUUGGAGAAAGACAAAGGGUUGAAGAUCAUUCAAGGAUGUUCUCAUACCAAUAACCUGAAGUCAUUGUAAUGACCAUACUGACCACACAGCAAGCUGUUCAACCUUGUUUCUGCUUAGCUGGAGUGACUAUGUCUUCGUCUAGUUGUAUGAAUAACCUCAGCUGGAGAUUCGGCAAAUAGCCAUGGGUCAAAAGUACAGGUUCUUCCUUCUACAGAACCAACCAUGGCUAAAGUUGUGAAAGGACCUUUGUGUAAAAAGAGCCUCUUUCUUUCAUGGACAGACUGUCAAAUGGGUAGCCAAAUAAAGGAGAAGACCACAGAAUACAGAAGAUGAGCCAAUCAUGUUGUGUAGCAUUCAAAAUUGUCUCCUGGGUUUUUCAGCCAGUUGGUCUGUCUCUUUAAGCUGUAAGAUUCUGAACUUUUCACGCCUCAUUAUAUGACCAAAGUGUUAUGAUUUAUUUUAAUUUUUUUUGGUCUGUUUUAUUAUUCCUUGACUUUUACCCAUUCAAUUUUUCUUGGUCACCCUCUUGGUCAAAUAAAUUAUUUGCAUCCUGCAGUGAGUCCACAUUUAAAAUGUCACGAACUUAUUUAUAGUAGCUUGUAUUGAAGUUUACCAUUUCAGCUCACACAAACCAAGAGUAUUCAGUAUUGCACAGUACUGAGCAUUCUUAGAACUAAUUAAACAUUUUUUCUGCCUAUUAUCUUCUUCCUCGUAAGGAAGCUGCUCCAAGCUAUCUCCAUUAUGACUUUUUUCCCAUUGCUAUAACUGAAAUGUUGUUCCAGGUCCCCACCCCCACCCCCAGCAUACAGGUAGCAAGUUAUAGUACUCUUAAAUCAAGAUAAUUGUUCACCAACAACAUCAGCUUACCAUGUUGCCUUUGUCAGAUGCUCUAUCACAGUCAAUAAAGCAAGCAUAUAUAUUCAUAUUAAUGGCAUCACGUGGCAUCAAAUAUUCACAUGGCAUUGAAUAUUACUUUUAAACUGCUAUUUAAAUUGACUAUUAUAUUAAAAUGUCUUUAAACAUCUCUUUAUACUAAGUUUUUCUAUGGCCAUGAACCAUCUUGGUUACCUUUGUUCCACUAUACAAUGUUAUGUGAUGUUUGUAUUUCACUGGUAAUGUACUUUCACAUAUCUUUUUGAGCAAGUUACAGCUUUUAUCUAUUUCUAACACAAGCAGAACAAUUAUCAGAUGGAAAAAGAACCUUCUCAGCUGAACCCCUACUGAACUUCCACCAGCAGGGUAAAAGGAAGGAUGUUCCCUUACCUACCUACCUACCUACCUACCUUCCUUCCUUCCUUCCUUCCUUCCUUCUGUCCACAAGUAAAUGUAGGCAAGAAUAGUGCUUCUCAUAUUCAUGAAUGUUUCCUUGUCCUUCUUUCACAUUUCUGUAAUUUCUACCAUACAUUGGCUGAAAUCUUUUUGCUUAGAUUUGUAUGUUGGAACUAGAUUACGCCCACUGGAUCAGUGGAACUUAUGGAGGAGCUGACUCAACAAAUCCCCAUUGAUUCAGUGAGCUAGUUGUGACUUACUAAGCUAAGCAACUGGAUUUCAGUCAUUAUCUUUAAUAAAACAUCCAAGCUGAUUACGUUUAUUGUUGUAUAGGUAUUGC
Pogona vitticeps (central bearded dragon) is the source of this 3513-nucleotide messenger RNA. The record is from RefSeq and is a predicted model, not a curated record. Lineage: Eukaryota; Metazoa; Chordata; Lepidosauria; Squamata; Agamidae.